UGAGCGGCUCCGGCCCCGCCAGCGCAGCCAGCCGCCCUGACCCGCAGCCUGCGGACAGACGGACGGACGGACAGCCGCGGCCGCCCCCGUGGGGAGGGACGCCGCAGCCGAACCCGGGGCCCGCCCACCCUGCACCCAGCCGCGUCGCUAAGCCAAGAUGCCCGCCGUCGACAAGCUUCUCCUGGAAGAAGCUCUUCAGGACAGCCCGCAGACUCGUUCUUUGCUCAGUGUCUUUGAGGAAGAUGCAGGAACCCUCACUGAAUACACAAACCAGUUGCUUCAGGCAAUGCAGCGAGUCUACGGUGCUCAGAAUGAGAUGUGUCUUGCCACACAGCAGCUUUCGAAGCAGCUCCUUGCCUACGAGAAGCAGCAUUUUGCCUUAGGAAAAGGAGAUGAAGAAGUGAUAUCCACCCUUCAUUACUUUUCCAAAGUUGUGGAUGAGCUCAAUGUUCUCCAUUCUGAAUUGGCAAAACAGCUUGCAGACACAAUGAUUCUCCCAAUAAUACAAUUUCGGGAGAAGGAUCUCACAGAAGUAAGCACGUUGAAGGAUCUUUUUGGCCUUGCCAGCACUGAACAUGACGUGUCCAUGGCAAAGUAUAGCAGGUUACCGAAAAGGAAAGAAAAUGAAAAGCAUAAGGCAGAAGUGGCAAAAGAAGUGGCGAAUGCAAGGAGAAAGCAGCAUCUUUCAUCUCUGCAAUAUUACUGUGCCCUUAAUGCUCUGCAGUACAGGAAGAGAGUGGCAAUGAUGGAACCUAUGCUAGGAUAUACAAGAGGACAGAUCAACUUUUUUAAGAAAGGAGCGGAGAUGUUUUCCAAAAGAUUGGACAGCUUUUUGACAUCUGUUUCUGACAUGGUUCAGAGCAUACAGGGAGAGUUGGAUGCCGAAGCUGAAAAAAUGAGGAUAUCCCAGCAGGACUUAAUUUCAGUUAAUGAGUCUGUUUACACCCCAGACUCCGAUGUAACUUCACCUGCUAUCAAUAGGAAUCUCAUCCAGAAGGCUGGCUACCUUAAUCUUAGAAAUAAAACAGGGCUGGUGACUACAACUUGGGAAAGACUGUAUUUCUUCACCCAAGGUGGCAACUUGAUGUGUCAGCCCAGGGGAGCAGUAGCUGGAGGAUUGAUUCAGGACCUGGACAACUGCUCUGUUAUGGCUGUGGACUGCGAAGACAGAAGAUACUGCUUUCAGAUCACUACUCCUACAGGCAAAACGGGUAUAACUCUUCAAGCAGAAAGCAGGAAGGAAUACGAGGAGUGGAUUUGUGCCAUCAACAACAUCUCCAGACAGAUCUAUCUCACCGACAAUCCAGAGGCAGCCGCAAUCAAGUUAAAUCAGACAGCCCUACAGGCAGUGACUCCCAUUACUAGCUUUGCAAAAAAACAUGAAGCUCACCAUCCCAGCCAGAAUGUAAAGAAUACAGAUAAUGGUAAAACAACUCCCAGUGAAUCAGCUGGCAUUCAGGACUCCACACAACUUAUUGCUCUUGGAACACCGAUUCAGUUUGAUAUUGUACUGCCUGCCACAGAAUUCCUGGACCAGAAUAGAGGUGGCAGGCGUGCAAACCCAUUUGGGGAGUCUGAAGAUGGUAGCAAAGAUGAGGAGGAAGAUUCGCUCUUGCAGCAGAUGUUCGUCGUUCGGUUUUUAGGAUCCAUGGCUGUUCAGUCAGACAACACAAGCGAGGUGAUUUAUGAAGCCAUGAGACAAGUGUUAGCUGCUCGUGCGAUCCAUAACAUAUUCCGCAUGACUGAGUCUCAUCUCAUGGUCACCAGCAAGAACCUGAGAUUAAUAGAUCCUCAAACGCAAGUUACACGAGCCAGUUUUGAACUUGCCACUGUGACUCAGUUUGCUGCUCAUCAGGAUAACAAGAGACUCAUUGGUUUUGUGGUCCACCUCCGUGAGACCCCAGGAGAAGAAUCCAUGAGUGCAUAUGUUUUUGAGAGCAACACAGAAGGAGAAAAGAUCUGCUAUGCCAUUAGCUUGGGAAAAGAAAUUGCAGAGGCGCAGAAGGACCCAGAAGCAUUAGCUCAGCUGAUGAAGUCUGUGCCCUUCACAAACGAUGGGAAGUUUGUGCUGCUGAACGAUCAGUCAGAAGAGGAUGGAGCCACACGUGAAGAAGGAGAGGAGUCAGAAGCAUGAAGAACUCUUGUCGUUUCCUCCAGCCUGUAUGGAAGCAAGGAGAAGCUGGGAGGCUGUCCAAGAAUCUCUGUUUUUAAACCAUCUGCGCACACGUGAGGCCACGGCUUCUGGCACCCGCGAGGGGGAUGGCAGCAUCUUUGCAGAGGUUCCUCGGGCUUUGCAGUGAACAACAGCAAAACUUUGGCCUUAGGAAAUUUUUGCAUUUGUGAAUGUGUAGUGCAGAGGUGGGCCUGGGACACUGGCAAUCUUAGGCAAUGUUCCAGCAUGAGCCCCUUGCUGCUGGCAGCUCAGACGGCACAGCUGUCAGCCACAAAGGGUUAAUGUCACUUCCGCAGGCUCACGGGGAGCAGCCUUCACUGCUGCUGGAAUGAGCACGAGUUGUAAGCUGUCAGCUCCUUUAGGAAAUGCAUCAGGCCUAACUUCUUCCUGUAGUCAGUUUUUAUAGUUUGCAUGAUUAUGUGCAUCUGAAUGAAGGUUUAAAAUGCACUAUUUACUUUAUUUUCAGAUGAAGUUAUUUUUAGUCUAGUUUUAAGCGUAACAAGAUUUAUCUUUUGUGCUAGCCUAUUUACAGAGCCAUUUGUUAAACACUAAAUUUUUUCCUAUUAAUAUAAUCUAUUUUUAUAUUGCGCCUGGAAUAAGCUUACAAAACAAAUCUAAGUGCCUACUCUUACCUUUACGGGGACCGCAUUCACAUUCCAUCAUUUAAUAAUGGGCAGAAUGUAGCCCCUUGGUUUACUGCUCUAAGUACACGUGGACAUCAGAGGCAGUCAGCAGUGGGGCACAGUGGCCAAGCGCGGUUUUUUCUGGUGGUUAGGGAUCUUAAAAUUAAGAGAAAUUGUGGAGACAACUUGUAGGACAAGUAAUUUUAUAAUAAAGAGUUCUUUGUAUUCUUAACCCGACAGUGGCAUGCAGCAUUGGAGCCUACCAGCAAUCUUCACUUUUCCAAAGCUGAGCAAUAAAACGCUAGCAGGCUGCAGCACAAGGACUAGUUUCACUGCACAUUCCUGACAUUAGAAGCCAUACAUACCAGCUAAGAAGUUUAGAUUUUCUUUCUCCUUCAAGCUUAACCUGAAGACAUGAGAAGCUGUACUUGGCAAGAACAAAUAAAUGGGAGUUACUGAAGAGAGAGGAGGGGGAGGCAGUAUGGGGCAUGGUUUAUAGUAGUGAAGAUGGAACAAACAGCUGAAAAUUUGCAGCUGAAUUUGACUCAUCUCAAGCACUUCAUAGGAAUGUAGGUUUUCUGUAAGCAAUCUGUGCUAGGGCAGCUGGAUGAGUACAGCUUGCAGUGUUUGACAUGUAAUAAAUUCAUUGAGCUGGUUUGCUGACUGUAAGAACCGUGGAAGAAAACUGC
This is a messenger RNA of Lagopus muta (rock ptarmigan), 3485 nucleotides long. RefSeq names its product adaptor protein, phosphotyrosine interacting with PH domain and leucine zipper 2 (gene APPL2). Gene Ontology annotation, biological process: signaling. The transcript is spliced from 21 exons. NCBI's taxonomy places the organism in Eukaryota, Metazoa, Chordata, Aves, Galliformes, Phasianidae. The record is from RefSeq and is a predicted model, not a curated record. Gene Ontology annotation, molecular function: protein binding. Bases 158 to 2134 code for a protein of 658 amino acids. Gene Ontology annotation, cellular component: cytoplasm; endosome membrane.